Molecule: messenger RNA, 3098 nt
Organism: Pygocentrus nattereri (red-bellied piranha)
Lineage: Eukaryota; Metazoa; Chordata; Actinopteri; Characiformes; Serrasalmidae
Gene: grm6b
Product: glutamate receptor, metabotropic 6b
Exons: 12
Coding region: 306-2996 (896 amino acids)
Biological process (GO): G protein-coupled glutamate receptor signaling pathway; regulation of synaptic transmission, glutamatergic
Cellular component (GO): membrane
Molecular function (GO): adenylate cyclase inhibiting G protein-coupled glutamate receptor activity
Source: RefSeq, a predicted model, not a curated record
UUGUGCUUUUGCACUUUUCUCCUCUGCUCUCCUCCAUCACUGUCCAGCCUCCACUUGUCCUCUCCUCAUCUCUCCAGCGAUAUUAAACUCAAUCUGGACUCGACUCCUCUCUGAAACCGGUUUGAACUCGGCUAAAUGGAAAUGUGAAGCAAAUUCGGAGUUUUAGGAUCCUUUUUGCUCUGAAGCGUUUUGCGGAUGGAGGAGUUGAGCAGCGCUGCCAGAGCGCAGCCUGAGAAUCCACAGGUAAAGCGCCAGAAACCCCUGCAACACAACAGAGGAGUGUGUGAACUGGCCUGGAAUCAGCCAUGAUGCCACAUCUGGGCACAGCUGGACCAUGCCUGUGUUUUGGAUCUUUUUUUCUGGUCCAUUUCCUGUGCGGCCUGCUGCUGGGACUGGCUGCAGGGUCCCGUGCUACUUCAGGCACGCAGCCGCACUCAAUAAAGAUAGAAGGCGAUAUUACGCUGGGCGGACUUUUCCCAGUCCACUCACGGGGUCCAGCGGGUGUCCCCUGUGGAGAUAUUAAAAAAGAAAAAGGAAUCCACCGUAUGGAGGCCAUGCUGUAUGCUCUGGACCAGAUCAACAGUGACCCAGACCUGCUGCCCAACAUUACACUGGGAGCCCGAAUUCUGGACACCUGCUCACGAGACACUUAUGCCCUGGAGCAGUCUCUGACCUUUGUCCAGGCACUCAUCCAGAAAGACAACUCAGACGUCCGCUGCUCUAAUGGUGAGCCGCCAAUCAUUCCCAAACCUGAGCGCGUUAUUGGAGUCAUUGGAGCCUCAGCCAGUUCUGUGUCCAUCAUGGUAGCCAAUGUAUUACGUCUCUUUGCGAUUCCCCAGAUCAGUUAUGCUUCCACGGCUCCAGAGCUGAGCGAUAACAAUCGCUAUGACUUUUUCUCUCGUGUGGUGCCCCCUGACUCCUUCCAAGCCCAGGCCAUGGUGGACAUUGUGAAGGCCAUGGGCUGGAACUAUGUCUCCACGCUAGCCUCAGAGGGAAACUAUGGAGAAAGUGGAGUGGACGCUUUCCUCCAGAUCUCCAGAGAAGCAGGAGGUCUGUGUAUAGCCCAAUCCAUUAAAAUUCCUAGAGAACCAAGACCAGGAGAGUUUGACAAAAUCAUUAAGAGGCUAAUGGAGACGUCCAAUGCCAGAGGAGUCAUUAUCUUCGCUAAUGAAGAUGACAUCAAGCGGGUCCUUGAAGCAGCCAAGAGGGCGAAUCUCACAGGUCACUUCUUGUUUGUGGGCUCUGAUAGCUGGGGGGCCAAAAUUGCCCCCAUCCUGAAUCAGGAGGAUGUGGCAGAAGGAGCGGUCACCAUCCUGCCCAAAAGAGCAUCUAUAGAGGGCUUUGACCAGUACUUCACCUCACGCUCUCUGGAGAACAACAGGAGAAACAUAUGGUUUGCAGAAUUCUGGGAAGACGAUUUUAAGUGCAAGUUGACCCGCCCAGGCAUUAAAUUGGACAGUGGCCAGAGGAAAUGCACAGGAGAGGAGCGGAUCGGAAGGGAUUCUCCAUAUGAGCAGGAAGGGAAGGUACAGUUUGUCAUUGAUGCAGUUUAUGCCAUGGCCCACGCUCUUCACAGCAUGCACAUAGACCUGUGCCCAGGGUCCACGAGCAUCUGCGACAGGAUGGACCCGGUGGAGGGCAGACUGCUACUAAAAUACAUUCGUGCUGUCAACUUUAACGGCAGUGCAGGUACUGGGGUGAUGUUUAAUGAGGAUGGAGAUGCCCCAGGACGUUACGAUAUCUUCCAGUACCAGCUCUCCAACACCACCAGUCCAGGAUACAAAAUCAUUGGCCAGUGGACCAACCACCUACGACUCAGUGCGGAGGACAUGCAGUGGUCAGGAGGAGACAAGCAGGUUCCAGACUCAGUCUGCAGUUUUCCAUGUGAGCCAGGUGAACGGAAGCGGAUGGUGAAGGGUGUUCCAUGCUGCUGGCAUUGUGAGCUGUGUGAUGGGUAUCAGUUCCUGCUGGAUGAGUUUAACUGUGACAUGUGUCCGUUUGACAUGCGGCCCACGCUCAACCGCACAGGCUGCAGGCCCACACCUAUCAUCAAGCUGGAGUGGAGCUCUCCCUGGGCCAUUAUUCCAGUUUUCCUAGCCGUCCUGGGUAUUCUAGCUACCACAGGUGUCAUUGUCACCUUUAUUCGCUUCAAUGACACGCCAAUCGUACGCGCGUCUGGCCGAGAGCUCAGCUAUGUUCUGCUGACUGGAAUCUUCCUCAUCUACCUCAUCACGUUUCUGAUGAUCGCAGAACCUGGUGCAGUUGUGUGUGCGUUUCGUCGUCUACUACUUGGACUUGGCAUGUGCAUCAGCUAUGCCGCCAUGCUGACCAAAACCAACCGCAUCUACCGCAUUUUUGAGCAGGGCAAGAAGUCUGUGACUCCACCUAAAUUCAUCAGCCCCACCUCCCAGCUCAUCAUUACCUUCAUCCUCAUCUCAGUGCAGCUGUUAGGUAUUUUUAUCUGGUUCGGUGUGGUUCCCCCUCACACUAUAAUCGACUUUGAGGAGCUGCGGCCCCCAAACCCCGAGUUGGCACGAGGGAUCCUGAAGUGUGACAUGUCUGACCUGUCUCUGAUUGGCUGUCUUAGUUACAGCAUGGUGCUAAUGGUCACAUGCACCAUUUACGCCAUAAAGAGUCGUGGCGUUCCUGAAACCUUCAACGAGGCCAAACCCAUCGGCUUUACCAUGUACACCACCUGCAUCAUCUGGCUGGCAUUCGUGCCCAUCUUCUUUGGAACAGCACAGUCCACAGAGAAGAUGUUCAUCCAGACGACCACACUGACUGUGUCCAUGAGCUUGAGUGCAACCGUCUCGCUUGGCAUGCUGUACAUCCCCAAAGUCUAUGUCAUCAUCUUCCACCCGGAGCAGAAUGUGCAGAAACGGAAGCGCAGCUUUAAAGCCGUGGCCCAGGCUGCCGCAGUCUCCUCACGACUCUCACAGAAAUCCAGCGACAAGCAGAAUGGAGAGACCAAAGCCGAGGCUGACCGGUCACAGUGAGGAGGUAAAAGAAGUAUUGUUUUCAAGAAACUGCAAUCAAAUCAAACCUGGAUGAUAGACCAGGAUUAUGGAUGAAGCGGGUAGUCUUAUUUUUGUGUGAAG